AUCUGGCUUGCUGUCUGGAUGAUUUGAUCUUCCAUUCCUGUGUGUGAUCACAAAAAAAAUAUGACAAGAUGAUCUACUGCUGUUUUGGGAUGCGGUGGCAGCGUUAGCAAAGCCAAAAGAUGAUCUAUAUUGCCAGGAGUGGAUGCAUCUUUCUGGGGGUCGUAGGCCAACAUCAGCACGGAUAGUCAGGUAUUGCUGAACUGUUUCAUUUUUCCCAAGGCGACGGGUGGGGGGAGGGGUGUUUGCUGUAGACUGAGGCUAUAGCCUGGGAUCACCUGAGCAUGAACGCGCCCCAGACACUGCAGGCACCAGGUCUGAAAAGAACCACACAAAUGAGCAAGCUCCGAGGUACACUGGGCAGGGUUAGGGGUCGCUUGGGGUAUUUAAGGGGCCUGUAUCUGAGAGUGGAUUCACCAACAAAGAGACAGGAGUCAGGCUGUAGAGAGCAGGGAGUGAUGUCUCACCCCAGCACUUAUGGGGACAUGGCCUCUCUCCGCAGCGACACGUAGCCAAAGCUGGAGAGAGCCGAGGGGCGCGGGCGGCCCCAUGAGCCCCGUACAUUGUUCUCCGAGCACUGGGACAUUUUCCUUCUGCCUGUGUCGCAAAAUGGCCGCCCUCAGAGCUUUCGGUUUCGCUGACGCAGAGGGCUCAUGAAUGAAUUAUGCCCAUCAUGUCUGCAUCAGUAACCAAGUACAGAAAACAAAAUACAGCACUUUUUGUUGUCUGCAUGCUUGGUCGAGGAGCUGCACACUGCGGUACACAGUCACCGUGAAUGAAUGCGCUGUUUGGCUGCACCACGAUUGUACAGUGUGCUGCAUCUCAUCCUGCCACUCGGCUGGAACACGCCCCAGAGUCAGCCAUCCAUAGCCGGGAGGGCUGGUCUCCUCAGCUGUUGAUCUCAGUUCCUCAGGAUGUGUCCCUGCCUACAUCACAGCGAACCAGCUACAUCACUGCAUAUCACUGAAAUGUCCUUUUAGGGUCAAAACAACACAACACAGGAAUUACAGACAUGUGCUUAACACACAUGAAACAUGUACAUCUGCACACGUGAAAAAGCGACGGUGCGUAUGAAGAAGGUCAGGACUCGUACACAGAGAUGGAUGGGGUGCACCUGCAGCUCCGAUUACAAUGAUGACGACUGGAUCGAGAACCUGGACGAGGUCUGUGAGCAUUGCAACUGCCCGCUGCCACCCCAGACAGCAAACCAGUACACGGACACCAGGAUCCCCUACCCCUCCCAGCAAACGCCACCGUGUUCUCCAGCGCCUGACAAUCUGGUCAUUGCCCUGUAUAGCUAUGAACCCGACCACAACGAUGACCUGGGCUUCCACAAGGGGGACAAGCUGAAAGUCCUUAACAGGGAUGACCCGGAAUGGUACUGGGCUGAAUCCCUGACCACCGGCCAGAAGGGCUACAUUCCUUUCAACUUUGUUGCCAAGAUGGACACCAUGGAAACCGAACCGUGGUUCUUCAAAGAUCUUUCCAGAAACGAUGCCAUGAGGCUGCUGCUGGCCCCAGGAAACACCCAGGGUUCCUUCCUCAUCCGGGAGAGUGAGACCAGCAAAGGCUCAUACUCCUUGUCUGUGCGGGAUUUGGAUCCUGAAUGUGGCGACACCGUCAAGCACUACAAGAUCCGGAACCUAGACAAUGGUGGCUUUUACAUCACGCCCCGGAUCUCAUUCAGCUGCCUCUCGGACCUGGUGCAGCAUUACUUCUGUGAAGCAGAUGGCCUCUGUUUCCGCCUCCUCAAACCAUGCCAGACUCGGGCCCCGCAGAAGCCCUGGUGGCAGGAUGAGUGGGAGAUCCCCCGGGAAUCACUGAAACUGGAGCGUCGCCUGGGGGCAGGGCAGUUUGGGGAGGUGUGGAUGGGGACGUACAACCAGCGCAAAGUGGCCAUCAAGAACCUGAAAGCGGGGACCAUGUCGCCUGGGGCCUUCCUGGCGGAGGCCAACCUCAUGAAGCACCUGCAGCAUCCACGCCUCGUACGGCUUUAUGCCGUGGUGACGCAGGAGCCCAUCUACAUCAUCACAGAAUACAUGGAGAACGGAAGCCUGGUGGAUUUUCUCAAGACGAAUGCAGGAAUGAAUUUAACCAUCAAUAUCCUGAUUGAUAUGGCCUCCCAGGUGAGUUUGUCUGUCUUUGCCUGUGUCUGUCUUUGUCCCUGCCCCUAGGUCUGUCUCAUUUUCUGUUCCCCUCCUUUUGUCUGGUUCUGUUCCUGUGUCUGUCUAUGUCUCAGUGUCGAUCUCUGUUUUUGUCCGUGUCUGUUUCUGCACCUGUUUGUGCCUCUGUCCCUGUCUCUGUCCUUGUGUCUGUUGCUGUCCAUGUCUCUAUCUGUCCCUGUGUCUGACUCAGCGCGCCCCACCAACUCACCCCUGCCAGCGCGCCCCACCAACUCACCCCACCAGUUCGUCCUGCCAGCUCACCCCUGCCAGCUCAUCCAACCAGCUCGCCCCCACUAGCUUGCCCCCACUAGCUUGUCCC
Paramormyrops kingsleyae is the source of this 2481-nucleotide messenger RNA. The record is from RefSeq and is a predicted model, not a curated record. Lineage: Eukaryota; Metazoa; Chordata; Actinopteri; Osteoglossiformes; Mormyridae.